Molecule: messenger RNA, 2589 nt
Organism: Trichobilharzia szidati
Lineage: Eukaryota; Metazoa; Platyhelminthes; Trematoda; Strigeidida; Schistosomatidae
Source: the annotation of a GenBank genome assembly
UUGUAAUAAAGAUUUCUCUCUCUUUCUAUUUACCUUCAAUUGGCGAAAACCAACUGAAUAUUAGUUUAAUAUGAUUGGUUAAGAAGUAUAAAGAAAAGGGAUAGUGGGAGUAAAUUUUAGAAGUUUAUUGAUCAAAAUCUAAGCGAAUCUGUUGUUCACAGGCAUCACUAUAUGCAUGUUUCUGAAGUUAUUGCAUUCUACUACUGCUACGACAACUGUUUUUAGUACAAACGAUAUUUCGCUUGUUGACCGGUUAGUGUAAGGAAUUAUACAUAUGCAUGGAAGGUAAACAAAUUGUCAACUUCAUGAUAUAUGGAAAAAUUGUAUGAAACCGGCAGUAAUGUGUAUACAAUCAGUUAGUGGAAAUAUGUAAAGUUUUAUUAAAAUACACUUUCAAUCGUAUUAUUUAAUUUUUAUGCUGACAGAAGUCAACUUACCAGAUAAAGAGAGAAGAGAGAGAGACAGAAGUGGGGAAUUUACACAUCUUAUGUUCACUUCAGUAGUAUUGAAGGAAAAAGAAAUAACAUCGAUUGAAUGCUACGCAUAAACUUAAUUUACCUCACUUGUCGCCUGAUUUCAGUGUCAUUUUGAUUAAUAAAAUGGAACAGCCAAGAUUUUUAACUGGAUGGACUCCAUUUUUAAAGACAUUUGUGAAUAGUAAUCGAGCUGUGAAGGCAUUGUGGGCAAUUUUCGCUAUAUGCAUGGUAAUUGCUCUGGUUAGCUCCGUGACUGUAGUCGUCCUUAAAUACUUAAAUUACGUAACAGUUGUCCGACUGGACCAAAGAGGUCCUAAAGACGGCGUACCACCACCAGCAGUCACAAUAUGUCUUGCUGAACAUCAAACUAAAUACUUAAAGCUACAGUAUUAUAGGAAUAAUACACAGUUAAGCAUUAUACAAGGGAUACGUAAAUCAUGUAAUCUUAAAUCUAAAAUCACGUGGGACUCCAGUGUCGAUGCUAUUUCACAGUUUUACAAUAAUACAAAACACUUUCAAGUGAUACUUCGAACUGAACCACCUGGAUGUUAUUCAGUCAGUGUAAUGGAACAAGUGCCCUGGCCCCCAGAUUCAAUUUGUACUACAUUUCAAUUGGCUCAAGAUUUAUCGUUCAAUUCAUCAUUCUGGAAAAUAUUUCACAUAGAAGUUCGACUAGCUGGUGUUAAUCAGACACUUCUUGGACGUCCAUUAAUUAUUGCACACGAACCGAAUAGUUUUCCGUUUGAUAAUUUUGGUCGUUAUCUUUAUGAAUUUAUAAAUCCUGGAUCAUUAGUGAAUAUAUUCUACAGUAAAAGUAUUACAAAACGCUUAAAUACUCGAAAAAAUCCAUGCACUUCAAAGUCAAUUAAUUUAUUAGGCAAUUAUUUUGAUUAUGAUCAGAUCACGUGCCAAUGGCAUACUGUCUGUGCGAAAUACAACCAAAAAUGUGAUUGUACUUGUCCAUUGGAAUUACUUCGUCUUCGUUUAAAUCGUGAAAUGAAAAGUAGAACAUGGAAUCAAUCAUUACCUUCAAACUAUAUUAUUUCUAAUAACCAGACAAAUUACAAAAAUUGUCCACUUAAAUGUCCUACCGAUAUUCCUAUAGCUUUUGUUAAUAAUUCUGUAUGUCCAUUAGCAUGUCGUACAGUAACUUAUAAAAAGUUAAAUGAAGUCUUAGAUAAUAUUACUGAUCGUUCAACCGUUCAACUGGAAUUAAUUCAAGCCGAAGGUCUAACUGAAAUGACUGAAGAAGCUUUAUAUUCACUGCCUAAAUUAUUUAGUGAAAUUGGUGGUCUAAGUUCAUUCUGUUUUGGAUUCAGUUGUAUUCUAUUUUUUGAACUAAUUGAAUUGGUUUUUUGGUUAAGAUGUACCUUUUGUUCAAAGUUUAUUGAACGCGUAAAGGAAAUAUUAGGCCAACAAAUAGAAAUUACUGAUGAUACUAAUAAAUUUAUUAAAAAUAAUGAUAACAAUACAAGUAAAAUAUUUUCAACAGAAAAAGAAUCACAAAAACAUGAAGAUAUGAUUUAUAAUGAUAAUGAUAAUAGUAAAAUAAACUCAAACAAAUCAAAACAACAAAGGAAGCGAUCACUUAAAGCAAGUGCAUUUUCUUCUAAAUGUCUGUCUAGUAAUCCAUUAAAAGUCAAGUCAAAUAAACAUUCAACAACAACAACAACAUGUAAUCCAACCCGGUUGAAACACACUACAUCACAUCAUAUCGAUUUGAAUCCACUGAACACGCAUAAAGUUGACGGUUCACGUUUAAGUGAAUACCCUAAAGAUCAAGAUAGCCCGUUAAUUGGCUUGAAGUCAAUUAAACACUCACUUUUAGACGAUCCUACCUUGGGGAAGAACUUAAACUCUUCCAGUUUAACUCAGUAUCCAAUCAAUUCACCUACUGUCAGUGCUUCAGUUCCGAUCUCCACAGUUCCGGUUAUUUUGAAUAAUCAUUUAUUUCAAGUUGUUGUAGACUACGAGAUAUCUUAGCUUCUGUUUAACGGUUAUCAAUGUAGAAAUAUAUCCAUGCAUUAUUACGAUAACAUUUAUUUUUUUGAAAAUCAUGUGAAUAUAUAAGCACAUACAUUUCAUUACAAAAUAAAUGUAUUUCCUGUAGUCA